Messenger RNA from Psylliodes chrysocephalus, 522 nucleotides. The record is from the annotation of a GenBank genome assembly. Lineage: Eukaryota; Metazoa; Arthropoda; Insecta; Coleoptera; Chrysomelidae.
AUGCUGAUUAAUUGGCUAUACUCUAUCAGAUCUGCUGUUGAGGAGAUUUACGUCAUCUAUUCUAUUGCAGGCCACUCAUAUUUACCACCAGACAGAAAUUUCGAAAAAUUACAGAAGGUUGUGAAAAGAAAAGAGGUCAUAAUUGAUCCAAAGGAGUAUAGGGCUAUAUUUUCCGAGUUUGCGACUCUACUAGACAUGGAAAAGCAGAAAAAAGGCCUUGUUAGAGGUGAAGCUAACUACCGCGCCAAUAUGGGAGUGUACAAGUCUGUGCUAAAAAAAGGAAAAAGUCUAGCAAAUAUUAUUCCAGAACUAUUGCCAAAAAAAGUUCCAGUCAAUUCAUUGAAGUUAAAUGAUGUAGAUAACCGUUUGAAAAAGCAUUUUGGUCAAGAUUGGAGAAACGUGUGUGGGGUGGGUUCAACGUUUUAUCAAAGGAUUAUUGAUAAUAAUGAUGACAAUCAGCUAGAAGCGCCUGAUAAAGAUACCACUCUCCCCAACAUGGAAGAAGAUGGGCUUCGGAUCUGA